AUGGCCAAAUCUACCCGCUCCAAAGUCAAGCGCCAUUUCCGCGCAAAGAAGCGUGAAGACAGUGUAUACGCCGCCGUUGAGGCAGCCCGCCUCCACCGCCUCAACUCGAAGCUCCGUGCGCUCGUCUCACUGAGCGGCAAAGAAGACCCGGACGCAGACGCGAUGGCGGCCGACAAGGAGGAGACCGUGGACGGAGAGGGCAACGCAGGUUGGUGCCGCCGCCCCGCUCUUGCUCAGGCCGUGGAGAGACAGAGGGAGCCGCGCGGGCUCCCGAAUCCGCGGGCUUCGCUCUUCUUGCUCGGGCUCAUGGACCCUGCGGACAUGACUGCGGACGGUCUUGGGGAGCUCUGGGAUGCGCUGCCUCCGUCUUCCGAGUACGCACCACAUAGCGGGCCCUCACGCUCGGGUUCCCUCGGGGGCACUGUGCUGCGGCGUCCUCGAUCCGUCUCCCAGUGCUCGCCCACCGGCGGGCUCGACCACCUCUUCCCCUCCUCCUCGUCUCUCUGCUCCGACGGCGGCGACGAUCGUUGA
This is a messenger RNA of Epithele typhae, 531 nucleotides long. RefSeq lists its product as uncharacterized. NCBI's taxonomy places the organism in Eukaryota, Fungi, Basidiomycota, Agaricomycetes, Polyporales, Epitheliaceae. Bases 1 to 531 code for a protein of 176 amino acids. The transcript has a single exon. The record is from RefSeq and is a predicted model, not a curated record. Gene Ontology annotation, cellular component: preribosome, large subunit precursor.